GUUUCCAUGUUAGUUAUUUUUCUUUCUAUUUUGAAUUUUCCAUCUUCUUCUUCUCCUCUCACUUACCCUAAAACCACAUUUCCUCGUUUCCUCAAUAAAGCUCGUCUCUUUCACCCCUCAAACAUGAACCCAUCUCCCUGAAUCCAGAGAGAGAACAGCCCAUUCACAAGCUCAAUCUCUAUACGAUGUUUCCCUUGUCGAAAUUUCACGUCAUCGCAUUUUAACCAGAUUUUAAAAGGAACUAUUUUUUUUCUCUCGGCGCCCUUUAAUGGCAGAAAAUCUUGAACUAAAUCUUCUCUGUACAGAGUCAGCCAUUGACGAUGCUACUGUUGAUGGUGAAAACGACGAUAAAACUCCGGUUUUUAGGCGGGAAACGCCGAAUAUCGAGAUGGGUUUUCCGGUGGAGAGCGAAGAGAUUAUCAGAGAGAUGAUGGAGAGAGAAAGAGAUCAUUUGCCCAGAGACGAUUAUCUCAGGAGAUUGAGGAGCGGGGAUUUGGAUUUGAAUGUUCGGAGAGAAGCCCUUGACUGGAUUUGGAAGGCUUGUGGACACCACCGGUUUGGACCAUUGUCGUUGUGCCUGUCGACUAAUUUCUUGGAUCGUUUCUUAUCGGUUCACGACCUGCCCAGUGGCAAAUCUUGGACAGUGCAGUUGUUGGCGGUGGCAUGUUUAUCCCUGGCCGCCAAAAUAGAGGAAACUAAUGUCCCAGAAUUAGUAGAUCUGCAGGCUGGAGAUCCCCGGUUCCUGUUCGAGCCCAAAUCUGUCCAAAGAAUGGAGCUUUUGGUGCUGAACGAACUGAAAUGGAGGUUAAGAGCUAUAACACCGUGUUCAUACAUUAGAUAUUUCCUGAGCAGGAUCAAUGGCUGUGAUCAAGAACCACCGAGAAAAUUGAUCACUAGGUCGUUGCAAGUGAUAUCCAGCACAAGCAAAAGUGAAAGUAUUGACUUCUUGGAGUUCAGACCCUCCGAAGUUGCUGCUGCAGUGACCCUUUCUGUCUCUGGACAAAUUGGAGCACUUCCCUUUGACAACUCCUCCCCUUCCCCCUUCUCACUUCUUGAAAAGGAGAGGGUGAAGAAGAUUGCAAGAAUGAUAGAGAGUGAAGGGUCAGUGUCGUCGUCUUUGUCGUGGCGGACACCCAAUGGGGUUUUGGAUGUUACGGCUUCGUGUUUCAGCUUUAAGACUGAUGACUCUUCUGCUUCACUCUCUCCUCUUUCCCCUUCCGACACUCUUACGAGACAACAACACUCCAAUUCUCACCCUUGAUCUCUCUCUCUCUCUCUCUCUCUCUCUCUCUCUCUCUCUGUUCUUUGGGGAAAUUUUUUUUUUUUGGGAGGUUGUGUUGUGUUGUGUUGUUCCCUUUGCUCGAUAGGAAGGUGGGGAAAAAAAUCAAUGCAAAAAAUGGAAUAGCAAAUAUCUAUUUUUAGAUUAUUUUUUAUUUACUCGCUGGGUU
Tarenaya hassleriana is the source of this 1448-nucleotide messenger RNA. Its product is annotated as cyclin-D4-1-like. The transcript is spliced from 6 exons. The coding region runs from base 269 to 1261 and encodes 330 amino acids. Gene Ontology annotation, molecular function: cyclin-dependent protein serine/threonine kinase regulator activity. Gene Ontology annotation, cellular component: nucleus; cytoplasm; cyclin-dependent protein kinase holoenzyme complex. Gene Ontology annotation, biological process: regulation of cyclin-dependent protein serine/threonine kinase activity; mitotic cell cycle phase transition. Lineage: Eukaryota; Viridiplantae; Streptophyta; Magnoliopsida; Brassicales; Cleomaceae. The record is from RefSeq and is a predicted model, not a curated record.